Messenger RNA from Nematocida parisii ERTm1, 321 nucleotides. RefSeq names its product serine/threonine protein kinase. The transcript has a single exon. The record is from RefSeq and is a predicted model, not a curated record. Gene Ontology annotation, biological process: intracellular signal transduction; protein phosphorylation. Lineage: Eukaryota; Fungi; Microsporidia. Gene Ontology annotation, molecular function: ATP binding; protein serine/threonine kinase activity. Gene Ontology annotation, cellular component: cytoplasm. Bases 1 to 321 code for a protein of 106 amino acids.
AUGCUUCCAUAUGAAGGAACUCCCGCAUACAUGGCACCAGAGAUGAUCAUUCGAAAGUCUAGCACCAUUACUCUCCCCGCUCUUGAUGUGUGGGGAUUUGGCUGUCUUCUAUACUACAUGGCAUCUAGGAAGGACGCAUUUGUGUCUACCUCAUUGUAUUCUCUCUACCCGAAAAUAGUUAGUUGCAAAAUAGACUACACUGGUAUUCCGCUGGACAUACAGCACAUAUGUAAGAAGAUAUUCAUUGCCUGUCCAGAGAGCAGAAUUGGUAUAGCCGAUCUCAUUACACUGAUUAAAGAGAAAAUUUCAUUGUGUACAUAG